UAAUCGACCGGAAGGUUUAUGGUGUUACUCUCCCGUCUACUGAGCUGACUUUUUUCCCUGAGCUAUUCUCUUCUUUGUGGAAAAGUAUUAUCAGUUUUAAGUGUGCCUCUCUACCUCAACUCAUAAGACAUGGCGGGAAACUUCUGGCAAAGUUCUCACUAUCUGCAAUGGGUCCUGGACAAGCAGGACCUGAUGAAAGAGCGCCAGAAGGAUCUGAAGUUUCUUUCUGAAGAGGAGUAUUGGAAGCUGCAGAUUUUCUUUGCCAAUGUGAUACAGGCUUUGGGCGAGCACCUGAAGCUGCGGCAGCAGGUCAUUGCGACUGCAACUGUCUACUUCAAACGCUUCUAUGCCAGGUAUUCAUUGAAAAGUAUAGAUCCGGUGCUCAUGGCUCCCACCUGUGUGUUCCUGGCCUCCAAAGUUGAGGAAUUUGGAGUAGUGUCCAAUACCAGGCUGAUCUCUGCAGCAACAUCUGUGUUAAAAACAAGAUUUUCCUAUGCUUUUCCAAAGGAGUUCCCUUACAGAAUGAAUCAUAUAUUAGAAUGUGAGUUCUACCUUCUGGAGUUGAUGGACUGUUGCCUGAUAGUGUACCACCCAUACAGACCACUGCUACAGUAUGUGCAGGAUAUGGGCCAGGAAGACAUGCUGCUGCCCCUGGCCUGGCGAAUAGUGAAUGACACAUACAGGACAGAUCUGUGUCUGCUCUACCCUCCCUUCAUGAUCGCCCUGGCCUGCUUGCACGUGGCCUGUGUUGUGCAGCAGAAAGAUGCCAGGCAGUGGUUUUCAGAGCUUUCCGUCGACAUGGACAAAAUCCUAGAGAUUAUCCGAGUCAUCUUGAAGCUCUAUGACCAGUGGAAAAACUUUGAUGACAGGAAGGAGAUAGCUGCUGUGCUGAACAAGAUGCCUAAACCCAAACCUCCUCCAAACAGGUAAAUCUGAAAUUGAAAGUGACCAGAGCUCCAACGGUAACCAAAGCAACUCUUACAGCCAGUCAUAGCGCUGAAGAAAAGAAAGAAAGGAUGCAUUUUUUUUAAUGUUACACAGAACUUUGGUGUCAGCUGGAAGAAACAAAAACUACUUAAGCGGAUCUUUGAUGGGAGAGCCACGUCUUCACUUUCUUUUUCUCUCGUCACUUUGGGUUUGUAGAUUUUUACAAGCAGCCGUUGAACUGCCUGUGAGGGAACAGCUGAUCUGAGACAACUGUGUUGUUUAGAUCAGGCUCUCUCCUCUGAUCCAGACUUUAAAACUGUGGAAAUGAAGAACUAUAUUGAUGUGAGGAAAUACUGGUGGGAGGAAAGACGUGAUGGGUCAAGUAGAAACUGGUUGUAGUGUCAUUGUGAUGAUCCUGAUAUCCUUGAACAGCCUGGAGGAGCAGGUCCUUCACGUGGAGCUCUGUGGGAUUCGAGAAUACUUGAUCACAAUUACUGUGUCUGUGUGUUUAAAGAGAGAGUGUGUAUGUGUGUGUGUAUAAAACGUGAGCGACCAGAUUGGGUUGGGUUUUCAUUCCUCAGGGACUUUUAAUAGUCUUUCUCUGUGACAUGAUUUGAUCCUGUGCUGUCAUGAAGGGAUCUGAUUGGAUAUCAGGCUGUGAGGAUGUGAUGUGAAGUGACAACUCUGCCCUGGAUGAUCAUGAUCAUGAAGAGAGGCACAAAAUUAACUCUUAGUGUCCAAGAAUUGACUGUUUUUGAUCAUGAAAGUCAACAUUCUCCCUCCCAGUCUCUUUUCUGUUUUGUAAAUAGCCUUACUUUAUUUUAUUCUAUCUUCCUUUUUUUUUGCUUUAUAACAGAAGAAAUACAAAUCAUGAGCUUCUCUUAUUCUACAGAUGAAAAGUGCCCAUUUUUGUUUCACUGUUAUGAUUCAGUUGUAAUUAUUUUUCAGUUAUUCUGCUUCAGUUUUAGAUUAAAGAAUUGUGUAAAGCUUUUUUGUGAAGAUUUUAAUUUUGUCUUCUUUUUUUAGAAAAUCAAAAUUAUAAUUGUUCUUUAUAAAGUGUAUGUUGUACAUUAUUCUCAUUUUUAUUAUUCCCUCUGCCAUCUAUUUAAUAACUAAAUUGUGGCAGUGUAUGUGUGCAUAAACCUGUUAAUGUCUCUUAUUUUUGUGAUGUGAUCUGUGUGGCUGUAAUCAAAAGGUAAUUGAAAGCCUUACAAAAUAAAAGCUGCUGGUUAUAGAGAGCCUUAAUUAGAAGCACAUUCUCCCAUUCAGGUGAACUAUUAAACACAUUUUAGGUGGA
This is a messenger RNA of Notolabrus celidotus (New Zealand spotty), 2224 nucleotides long. RefSeq names its product cyclin C (gene ccnc). Gene Ontology annotation, biological process: positive regulation of transcription by RNA polymerase II. Gene Ontology annotation, cellular component: nucleus; mediator complex. The record is from RefSeq and is a predicted model, not a curated record. Gene Ontology annotation, molecular function: cyclin-dependent protein serine/threonine kinase regulator activity. The transcript has 12 exons. Bases 130 to 930 code for a protein of 266 amino acids. Lineage: Eukaryota; Metazoa; Chordata; Actinopteri; Labriformes; Labridae.